Penicillium soppii is the source of this 1281-nucleotide messenger RNA. RefSeq names its product putative MFS monocarboxylate transporter. Lineage: Eukaryota; Fungi; Ascomycota; Eurotiomycetes; Eurotiales; Aspergillaceae. Gene Ontology annotation, cellular component: fungal-type vacuole membrane. Gene Ontology annotation, molecular function: transmembrane transporter activity. The transcript is spliced from 5 exons. The record is from RefSeq and is a predicted model, not a curated record. Gene Ontology annotation, biological process: transmembrane transport. The coding region runs from base 1 to 1281 and encodes 426 amino acids.
AUGUUGACGAAAGAUGACACCCCAAGGGAGUAUACGCCCCGGGCAUGGCUCGUCAUAUUCGGUGCUUUUACUUGUACAUUUUGUACUGUGGGAUUUAUGAACUCAUUCGGAAUUUUCCAAGAGUAUUACGCCCAAAAUCAACUCGCAUCGAGCUCCACAUCUACAAUCGCAUGGCUCGGAGCUAUAUCAAUCCUCUUUCUAUUUAGUAUAUCCGUUGUAUCAGGAGCAAUGCUAGACAUUUUUGGACCAAAGCUCAUGGUGUAUCUCGGAUCCUUAGGCACGGUCUUCGCACUCAUGAUGAUCUCGCUAUGCCAAGAAUUCUACCAAUUCCUCCUCGCCCAAGGUGUGUUAUUGGGUAUUUCCAUGGCUCUUGCGACAUGGCCUAUGCUUGCUUUGGUUGGGCAAUACAUCAAAAUCAAACGUGCAGCGGCAAUGGGAAUUGUUCUUGCAGGCUCAUCGAUGGGUGGCGUGAUCUGGCCGAUUAUCAUCGACAGAUUGCUCAAAAGUCCCAAGAUCGGAUUUCCCUGGACUAUGCGAAUCGUCGGCUUUAUCAUGAUUCCUCUCUUUAUCUUCACUUGUGUGGCUGCGCAGUCUCCAGAUGCAUCGUCAAAGAAUGUGGAAAGUGGAGAGAAAAGGCUCGAAAAGGAAGAGAGCAAAUUGGAAGAACAUGUUGGACAGCAUGAUCGAAAAGCACAAACCCUAGCUCUUGUUCGACAGCCUGCACUGCAACUGUUAUGCCUCGCCAUGUUCGUUAUAUAUUUCGGCAUGUUUGCGCCUUUUUUCUACACGACAUCAUACGCCGUUGAGAAGGGAUUUUCUACGACCCUCGCGUUCUAUACUGUUUCCAUUGUGAAUGGUGCUUCGUUCUUUGGUCGAAUUCUCCCUGGUAUCGUGGCGGAUAAAUACGGGAAGUUCAACUGCUGUAUCUUGGCGACCUUCUCCGCGGGUGUUAUUGCCUUGUGUUGGACUAAGGUGACAUCUGUGGCUGGUCUUAUACUGUGGUCGGCUGCAUAUGGAUUCGCGUCCGGGGGCAUUCUAUCACUGCAGCAAGCAUGUGCCGCACAGGUUGCAACUUCUGGCACACUCGGCUUGGCGAUUGGUAGCGUGUCGGGGUCCACAGCUCUGUCUGCUAUGGCAAAUGUUCCCAUCAGCGGUGCGCUCGUUGAGAAAUAUGGAUAUCUUUCGCUCUCAUUGUUCUCGGGUAUAUCAUUGUUGCUAGGUGGUGCGCUUCUGGUUGCGGCCCGUCUCGUACAAAAUAGAAAGCUUAUUGCCAUUGUUUAG